Molecule: messenger RNA, 552 nt
Organism: Candidula unifasciata
Lineage: Eukaryota; Metazoa; Mollusca; Gastropoda; Stylommatophora; Geomitridae
Source: the annotation of a GenBank genome assembly
AUGAAUACUCUUAUCUCCACAUUGGACUACAGGCUACAUGUAACCGUCAAACUCCCUUAUAUAACUUGUGGCUGCCAGGAUAUGACCUCAUUCAUGUUCCAAGCCCUGGGUAUGGAUCCACCUCCGAUGCUGCCAGUCAUGCCUCAGUCUCUGAGAGAGCACCUCUACCCUGGAGCCCGGGAGCAACAACAGCUGAUGCUCCAGAAGCGGCUGCAGCUGCAGCAGCAGAAGCAAAGAUACCUCAACUACCUGAUGACCCAGAGGCAGCGACAGACCAUGCAAACAAUGAAAGUGAUGAGGGACCAGCCUCGCAAGAUCACGGACGCCAAGGCGGCCGGCUGUAAACUUCCAGUGGAUAGUGCGGCAGCCAGUGUGUUGAUGUUUGGUGACUGCAAGAAUCCAGCCGCUAGAAUGGUGUGUCAGGCCGAACUGAUGACGUGUAUGAACGUUGGGAUGGCCGCUAUGUGUUGUCCUUACGGAAUGAACAGACUGGCAAUGGACACGAUCAGCUACGUCGACAAAAUGCAACAGUUCAUGGCAGAACUUGCCUGA